AUGUCACAUCGGCGCGGAAAACGUGGGAUGCAUGGUCGGAAAGACCAGCAUCGUAUGCACGUUAUGAUGAAGCGACAGCACGAGGCGGAUACGUAUGGAAAUACUGCAACCACGAGCUCAAGAGAACCGAUAGAGUGUCAGAGGGGAAGAGAGACGACGGCCGUAAAAAUUAUCCCGUAG
Molecule: messenger RNA, 180 nt
Organism: Fomitiporia mediterranea MF3/22
Lineage: Eukaryota; Fungi; Basidiomycota; Agaricomycetes; Hymenochaetales; Hymenochaetaceae
Exons: 2
Coding region: 1-180 (59 amino acids)
Source: RefSeq, a predicted model, not a curated record